AUGAUGGAGAAACCCGAGCCUCAUGGCUCUCCUCGCGAUACAGAGCGCGUAUCUCGCUCAAGCUCAGAGGCCUUGCCUGAAGAUGAUCGCACUAUUUUCGAGCACAUACGCCCUGAGGACCGUGCAGAACUUACUCGAAUUGCCUCUAACUUCUCGCGACAGCGCCGCCCCAGCUCUCUUAGUGGCAUGACCAACGUGAGUCGCAGGGACACUCUGGAAGAUAUACACGAAGGCGAUGCAGUCCUUGAUCCUACCAGCGAUCAAUUCGACCACUAUAAGUGGGCUCGUAUGAUACUGAGGAUGAUGAACAAGCAAGGUGUCUCUCUGCGCAAGUCGACCGGUGUAGUCUUCGAAAACCUGACCGUCUCCGGCUCAGGAUCGGCUCUCCAAUAUCAGAAUAACGUAGGAUCGGUUCCAUUGGCGCUUUUCCGUCCGCAGGAGCAUUUCUCAUUCGGCAAAGGCGUGCCACAGAAGCAAAUUCUUCACCGUUUCGAUGGCGUUGUGAAGAGCGGAGAGCUGUUGAUCGUUCUGGGUCGGCCGGGAAGUGGCUGUUCGACGUUUCUGAAGUCUCUCGCCGGAGAACUUCAUGGCUUGAAAUUGGAAAAGGACUCAAACGUCCAGUAUAACGGUAUUCCAAUGGAGACCAUGCAUCGAGAAUUCAAGGGAGAGGUUCUCUACAACCAAGAAGUUGACCAUCAUUUCCCACACCUCACGGUGGGUCAAACGCUCGAGUUCGCCGCUGCUGCUCGCACUCCAGAGCACCGGCUUGAAGGAGUCAGCCGAGCUACUUUCGCAAAACAUAUGACGCAAGUUGCAAUGUCUGUCUUAGGGCUUAGCCACACAUACAACACGAAAGUCGGUGAUGACUACAUUCGUGGGGUCAGUGGUGGUGAGAGGAAACGAGUCAGCAUUGCGGAAAUGGCGCUAUCGGGAGCCCCAGUGGGAGCUUGGGACAAUAGCACUCGAGGAUUAGAUUCCGCCAGCGCGUUGGAGUUCGCGAAGUCCUUACGAGUUUCUGCAAAUCUGACAGGAAGCUGCCAUGCGGUCGCAAUCUACCAGGCUUCUCAGGCAAUCUACGACGUCUUCAACAAGGUUAUUGUGCUGUACGAGGGCCGAGAGAUUUUCUUCGGGCCAUGCAGGCAGGCUAAAGACUAUUUUACUGAGAUGGGCUGGGUUUGUCCGCCUCGCCAGACAACAGGUGAUUUUCUCACCUCUGUUACUAACCCCCAAGAGCGAACCGCCAAAGAAGGAAUGGAAAACCAAGUGCCGCGUACGCCGGAAGAGUUUGAGCAAUACUGGAGAAAUAGCCAUCAUUAUUCCCUCCUGCAGAAAGAGAUCAAGGAGUACCAUGAAGACUAUCCCUUGGGAGGGCCUGGUGGAGAAGAUUUCAAAGAGACGAAAAACCUACUUCAGGCAAAACAUGUUCGGCCAAGCAGUCCUUAUGUGAUUUCCCUUCCAAUGCAGGUCCGUCUCUGUGUCAAAAGAGCUUACCAAAGGAUCUGGAAUGAUAAACCAUCGACGCUCACGACUGUUAUUGGUCGUAUUAUGAUGGCCUUGAUUAUCGGUUCCAUCUACUACGGUACCCCGAAUGCUUCUGGUGGCUUUCAGAGCAAAGGGGCUGCUCUAAUGAAUGCUCUUAUCAGUAUCACUGAGAUUAACUCACUCUACGAUCAACGGCCUAUAAUAGAGAAGCAGGCAUCAUAUGCUUUUGUGCACCCUUUUACAGAAGCACUUGGAGGAAUCGUUGCGGAUGUUCCAGUCAAAUUCAUUUCCGCAGUCGUGUUCAACAUCAUAUUCUACUUCUUGGCCAGCCUACGAUACGAGCCGUCCCAGUUUUUCAUCUUCUUUCUGUUCGCAUUCCUAAGCACUCUCACGAUGUCUGCUGUCUUUCGAACUCUAGCUGCUUCAACCAAAACGCUUGCCCAAGCCAUGUCAAUGGCAGGUGUGAUUGUUCUAGCCAUCGUUAUCUACACCGGCUUUGUGAUCACUGCACCGGAGAUGAGCAAAGUUCCGUGGUUCAGCUGGAUCCGUUGGAUCAACCCGGUCUUUUACACCUUUGAAGCCCUCGUUGCCAACGAGUUCCACGGUCGCCGGUUCGGAUGCUCUCAAUUCAUUCCAGCGUAUCCGGGGGUGACAGGGGAUACCUUUAUCUGUGCCAUUCGAGGCGCCGUGCGAGGCGAAAGAACGGUGUCCGGUGACGCCUAUAUUGAGUCGCAAUACUCCUAUAGCUAUGCCCACGAAUGGAGAAACCUGGGGAUUUUGAUAGGGUUUUGGAUUUUCUUCAUGGCUCUUUAUCUGUUAGCCUCUGAGAUCAAUUCUGCCACUUCUUCCACGGCUGAGUACCUUGUGUUCCGGAGAGGCCAUGUACCUGCUCACAUGCGCCAUUUGGAAAAAGGCUCAACGAAUGCUUCAGCUGAAGUUACCACUCAGUCUCGAAGGCCCGAUGAUGACCAUGACACGUCUGUUCUCCCCUCUCAGCACGACAUAUUCACUUGGCGUAACGUGUGCUACGAUAUUCCUGUCAAGGGAGGCCAAAGGCGCCUCCUUGAUAAUGUCUCUGGUUGGGUCAAACCAGGAACUCUUACCGCCUUGAUGGGAGUCUCUGGGGCCGGAAAGACUACUUUGCUUGAUGUACUGGCUAAACGUGUCUCGAUUGGUGUGGUUACUGGCGAUAUGCUUGUCAACGGAAAGCCGCUCGAUUCAAGUUUCCAGAGAAAAACAGGGUACGUCCAGCAACAGGAUCUUCACCUGCCCACCACAACCGUCAGGGAGGCUUUGCGCUUCAGUGCAAUGCUACGUCAACCUAAGGCUGUUUCCAAGGCUGAGAAGUACAAAUACGUUGAAGAAGUCAUCAACAUGCUUGGGAUGCAAGACUUCGCAGAUGCUGUUGUCGGACGACCAGGAGAAGGAUUGAACGUGGAACAGAGAAAGCUGCUGACUAUUGGCGUCGAGCUGGCAGCAAAACCCGCACUGCUCAUUUUCCUUGACGAGCCAACCAGCGGAUUGGACUCGCAGAGUUCUUGGGCUAUUUGUUCUUUCUUACGAAAGCUCGCCGAGCACGGCCAAGCUGUGCUGUCGACGAUUCAUCAGCCAAGCGCGCUACUUUUCCAGCAAUUCGAUCGCUUGCUGUUCCUCGCAAAGGGCGGAAAGACUGUCUACUUUGGAGAUAUUGGCGAGCAGUCUCGAACUUUGUUAGACUAUUUUGAGGGCAACGGUGCGCGUAUCUGCGGAGAAUCUGAGAAUCCGGCAGAAUACAUGUUGGAAAUCAUCGGAGCUGGGGCCUCUGGAAAAGCUGCUAAAGACUGGUCAGUGGUUUGGAAGGAGAGUGAGGAAGCGCAAAGCAUACAAACGGAGAUCAGCCGAAUCCAUGAUGAAAGGGCUUCGGCGGCCGGAAAUGACAGUCUGAAACAGGAUGAGUAUGCGAUGCCUUUCUUGUCCCAGCUCUGGUAUGUAACAUAUCGCUCAUUUCAAGCCUUCUGGCGUGAGCCGUCAUACGUCUGGGCCAAGAUCAUGCUCGCUACUCUCUCGUCCCUCUUCAUUGGCUUCACCUUUUUCAAGCCAGAUAGCUCCCUCCAGGGCUUUCAAGAUGUGCUCUUCAGUGCAUUCAUGAUGUGCUCUAUUUUUUCGACCCUGGUACAGCAAAUUAUGCCCAAAUUUGUCGUUCAGCGCUCCCUAUAUGAGGUGCGUGAGCGACCUUCAAAGGCCUACUCCUGGACUGCAUUCUUGGUUUCCAACGUCCUCGUUGAAAUCCCAUACCAAGUCUUUGCUGGUGUAGUCGCGUGGGCAUGCUACUACUACCCCGUCUAUGGCGCAAACCAAGCUUCCCACCGCCAGGGCUUGAUGCUUCUUUUCAUAGUUCAGUUCUACAUCUUUACGUCGACGUUCGCGUCGUUUAUCAUUGCUGCUUUACCGGAUGCUGAGACUGGAGGUACUAUCGCUACUCUCCUGUUCAUCAUGACCCUCACUUUCAAUGGUGUCAUGCAACCUCCCGAUAAACUCCCGGGGUUCUGGAUCUUCAUGUACCGCGUGUCCCCCUUGACCUAUCUCAUCGCGGGUAUCACUUCCACAGGUCUCCACGGUCGAGCGAUCCGCUGUGCCGGAGCUGAACUGAGCGUUUUCAAUCCUCCAGCAGGCCAGACCUGUGGCUCUUAUUUAGAUCCCUUUGUGAAAGCUUCUGGUGGACAGCUAUACAACCCUGGAGCCACUAGUAAUUGUGAGUUCUGCCAACUAUCCAAUGCCGAUCAGUAUCUGGCUGCGAGUAAUAUCUACUACAGCGAGCGCUGGCGCAACUUCGGCAUUGGAUGGGCCUAUAUUGGGUUCAAUAUCUUCGGGACGGUUUUGAUGUAUUACAUGUUCAGGGUUCAGCACUACAACCCUACCUCUCUUAUCCGCGGCGCAAAGCAGGGCAUUUCUUUAUUUUGUCGGGCAUUCAAGCGUCGGUCUGGCGAGACGCCGACAGGGAAAGAAGCAGACAACGGGCGACUGGUUUAG
Messenger RNA from Penicillium chermesinum, 4491 nucleotides. RefSeq lists its product as uncharacterized. The record is from RefSeq and is a predicted model, not a curated record. The transcript has 12 exons. Gene Ontology annotation, molecular function: ATP hydrolysis activity; ABC-type transporter activity; ATP binding. Lineage: Eukaryota; Fungi; Ascomycota; Eurotiomycetes; Eurotiales; Aspergillaceae. Gene Ontology annotation, cellular component: membrane. Bases 1 to 4491 code for a protein of 1496 amino acids. Gene Ontology annotation, biological process: transmembrane transport.